UUUAGUACGUACAACGCAUCGAUGCGUGUACCACAAUAUACUCAUGUGCUUAGUUUCACAAUUAGCCACUCUUUGAUAGUUAACACUUUGGAUCAGCUGUUUCGAGAAAUUUGACUGGGCCAACCCUACAGCGCAUCAUGAAUCUUUCACCAAAGGUGAUGAGAACCCUGUCCUUGGCUAGAAGGAACUUCAUAUCCGUAGAUCCAGAAAGAAGGUCACUCCAUUAUUGCAUCAGGAAUAAGAACUUGAGAGCAUUUCACAGUACCAGGUUACAACCAGCAAUAUCUGUGAAAGCAACUUGCAGAGCAUCAAAUCAUCAAGUCAGAAGACAUAUCUCAUCGUCCCGCCAUCUGUAUGGUGCAUCAUCAGAUGUACCUCUGACAAGGGACAGGUUUCCUGAUCUAGCCAGGGGCAACUACUCUCAGCUCACUGAUGAGGACGUAGCCUUCUUUGACAAUCUUCUUGGGGGAAGGAUCAUCACCGAUCAGGAUGAGCUUGAAGCAGCUAACACCGAUUGGCUUAGGAUAUGUAAAGGCACUAGUCGUCUUCUGCUAAGGCCCAAGACAACGGAGGAGGUAUCCCAGAUUCUUGCCUACUGUCACUCCAGGAACCUAGCUGUAGUACCCCAAGGAGGCAACACUGGUCUAGUUGGUGGCAGCAUACCUGUUUUUGAUGAGAUCAUCCUAUCGACGACCCUCAUGAAUCGAAUCAUCAGCAUCGACGAUACAUCAGGAGUUUUAGUCGCCCAGGCUGGGUGUGUACUGGAGAAGCUGGAUGAAGCCGUCAGUGAGCAUGGUCUGGUCAUGCCCCUGGACCUGGGUGCCAAGGGAAGCUGCUGUAUCGGCGGUAAUGUUUCAACCAACGCUGGAGGCCUACGCUUCCUGAGAUACGGCUCUCUGCGUGGCACAGUCUUGGGUGUUGAGGCAGUACUCUCUGAUGGAAGGAUAGUGGACUGCUUAACAUCGCUUAGUAAAGAUAACACUGGUUAUGAUCUGAAGCAGCUCUUCAUAGGCUCUGAAGGAACCCUGGGGAUCAUUACUGGCUUAGCCAUCAAGUGCCCCCAGAGGCCUAAAGCUGUCAAUCUAGCCUUUCUAGGUGUGACAGAUUUUGAGAAUGUCAAGAGGACCUUCAAGGAGAGCCGAAAGAACUUAAGUGAGAUCUUAUCAGCCUGUGAGGUCAUGGACCAUGAAUCUAUGCAGGUUGUAGUGAAGCAGCUAGGUCUAACCAACCCUGUAUCUGAGCAUCCUUUCUACAUGUUGAUUGAGACCUCUGGAUCUAACAGUACUCACGACGAAGAGAAACUCAACGCAUUCUUGGAAGAUGCCAUGUCCACUGGCUUCAUUUCUGACGGCACGGUGGCUACGGAUGGAUCCAAAAUCACGGCACUAUGGAGUCUGCGGGAACGCAUCGCAGAAGGUCUGGUGAGGAUGGGAUGGUGUUUCAAAUACGACCUUACCAUCCCCAUCAAAGACUUCUACGGACUGGUCGAGGAAACGCGCCUUCGUCUUGACGGCACGGACUCGACGGUGGUCGGCUACGGUCACGUGGGGGACGAGAACCUGCACUUGAAUAUCGUGACGCCAGAGUACGACUCCAAAGUCCACGCCAUCCUGGAGCCUUUCGUUUACGAGUGGACGUCGGAACGCAGAGGUAGCGUGAGUGCUGAGCACGGGUUAGGCUUCUUGAAGAGAAAUUACAUCGGGCUUUCGAAGGCAGCCGAAGCAGUCCACAUCAUGCAAGGGAUGAAGCAGUUUCUGGAUCCAAAGGGAAUCCUGAACCCAUACAAAGUUCUACCACACGCAAAGUCAUGAUCCUUUUGAUUGAUUCUAUUUUAGUUUUAUUGAUAUGAAAACAUAAAAGGGAUAUAAUGUGAUUAUUUUGAUUCGCCCAACCUAGCAUGUGCAAGUCUAGGUUGCAAAGUGUUUAUCAAUUUGUUAUUUAUAAAACGCGCAACUGGAAACCAUACAAAGUUUUGCCGAGCCCUAAUUAUUGAACCACAUGAUUUCUCUUACAAGACUGUAUAAAGUACAAAACAUGUCCAAUAUUAAUCUUCCAUAGUUACAUAUAAAUGGCAAGGUUUGAAGGUAUUAAAAACAAAUUUGAGUUCCAAUUAUGCAACCCCAUUGUGAAGGAAACUGUCUGGAGGCAAUC
This is a messenger RNA of Strongylocentrotus purpuratus (purple sea urchin), 2151 nucleotides long. RefSeq names its product D-2-hydroxyglutarate dehydrogenase, mitochondrial (gene d2hgdh). Lineage: Eukaryota; Metazoa; Echinodermata; Echinoidea; Camarodonta; Strongylocentrotidae. The record is from RefSeq and is a predicted model, not a curated record. Bases 138 to 1811 code for a protein of 557 amino acids. Gene Ontology annotation, molecular function: FAD binding; catalytic activity. Gene Ontology annotation, cellular component: mitochondrion. The transcript is spliced from 9 exons.